Solea solea (common sole) is the source of this 2808-nucleotide messenger RNA. RefSeq names its product opioid receptor, kappa 1 (gene oprk1). Gene Ontology annotation, molecular function: dynorphin receptor activity; neuropeptide binding. NCBI's taxonomy places the organism in Eukaryota, Metazoa, Chordata, Actinopteri, Pleuronectiformes, Soleidae. The record is from RefSeq and is a predicted model, not a curated record. The transcript has 4 exons. Bases 296 to 1423 code for a protein of 375 amino acids. Gene Ontology annotation, biological process: neuropeptide signaling pathway; G protein-coupled opioid receptor signaling pathway; sensory perception of pain. Gene Ontology annotation, cellular component: membrane; neuron projection.
CUUCGAGUGCUCACAUUCGGGCAGAGCAGUGGCACAGCCAGUGGAUUUUUCCUUUUUUCUCCUUUUUGCUCGUCCACGCAGCUAUACGCAGAAACCUUUUUUUUUAAUCACACCUUCAUCAUCUGAAUCUCCUGUAAGAAGCUAAGCGCCGUUUCGGUUGAUUUGGAUGAACUUUUUGCAAGCAAAGGGAAAAAAAGAAAACAAGUCGACAGAAAUCCAGCUGUUUUCAUCUGUUUAAGUGGAGUCGCAGUUUCCUGCAGCAGCAGUGCGGUCCGCGCGCACAGGCUUCAGAACCAUGGACAGCAGCGUGGUGCACAUCUUCAAGGAGGACCGGUGUCCGCAGGAGGAGUGUGUCCCAAACUUCACCUGGCAACCGGGCUUACCGGACAUCUACAACUACACACCCAACGGCACAUGGGACGCGGAGCCCGAGCCCAUGUCGCCCCUAAUCCCGAUCAUAGUCGCCGUGUACACCGUGGUGUUCGUGGUGGGCUUGGUGGGCAACUGUUUGGUGAUGUAUGUCAUCAUUAGGUACACCAAAAUGAAAACCGCCACCAACAUCUACAUCUUCAACCUGGCCGUGGCUGACGCUCUGGUCACCACCACCAUGCCCUUCCAGAGCACCGACUACCUGCUCAGCUCCUGGCCGUUUGGUGAGGUGGCGUGCAAGGUCUUCAUCUCCAUCGAUUACUACAACAUGUUCACCAGCAUCUUCACCCUGACCAUGAUGAGUGUGGACCGCUACGUGGCCGUAUGCCACCCGAUCAAGGCUCUGGACAUCCGCACUCCCGUCAAAGCCAAGAUCAUCAACGUGAUCAUCUGGGUGCUGUCGUCGGCUGCCGGAAUCCCCGCCAUGAUACUCGGCAGCACCAAAACAAAUAAUGGGACUACCGAGUGUGCCCUGCAGUUCCCUGAGCCCUACAUCUACUGGGACACACUGAUGAAGAUCUGCGUCUUCAUCUUUGGCUUUGUGGCGCCUGUCAUCAUCAUCACUGUCUGCUACACACUGAUGGUCAUGCGUCUGAAGAGUGUGCGCCUCCUGUCGGGCUCACGUGAGAAGGACCGCAACCUGAGGCGGAUCACGCGUCUGGUGCUGGUGGUGGUGGCCGUCUUCGUGGUGUGCUGGACGCCCAUCCACAUCUUCAUCCUGGUCAAGGCGCUGUCGGCCAACGUGCCCGAGACCACCGCCGUCAUGGCUGCGUAUUUCUUCUGCGUGGCGCUGGGCUACACCAACAGCAGCCUCAACCCCAUCCUCUACGCCUUCCUGGAUGAGAACUUCAAGAGGUGCUUCAGAGACUUUUGCUGCCCCGGUGCACGGGGGCAUGGGGACUGCCAAGGGGUGAGCCGGGUGAGGAGCACACUGCGGGACCACACAUGUCCCGCUAAAGGUCCUGGAAGCGCGAGGCAGGCUAGGCCCGUAUGACUAGCCAUGAAAAUGUCCUCUACACGCUCUCAGGGCUGGGAGGACUCCAAUGACCUGGGUUUGACACAAAUCACCACUGCCAUCUAACAGAGGGCUAGUUUUUAUUUAUUCACCCAGAUGGUUGGCCAGAUAAUUCGAAGGCAGGUUUAAUUAAAUGCCCAGUGUGUAAGAAUUAGUGUCUUUUAAUGGUGAGAUUGCACUGUAAUGGAAACUGCACCCUUCCCGAAGUGCUGGAACUACAGUGACCUUAGCAAACCUGAAAGGACGUUGUCAUUUCUUGUUUGCGUAAGUUUAAACUUAAAAUUUUCACUUGCAUACUUUGGCUAAAACACAAUAGAUCAUCAGUUUUCUCUGAAGUCAAUCGGGAAGUAAGAAUAUACUGACUAGCCACCAGGGGGCUGCAAACAGAACUCCGUUUGAAUUGAAGUCUAUGGGGAAAUGAGCUGACCUACCACUUUAUAACAUCUGUCCCUUGUUGGUAACAUCAAAUGGGAGCCUGUUUCCAGGUGAUGUGUGGUUUUCAGUUUUAGCAAAUUAUCAGCACAUUACUGGCCAAAUUACAAAUCUCAAUGGGAGUUCAGACUCUUAUGAGUGAAGUCAGAAUGAGUUGUGCAUUAGAAACACUACAGCCUCCAUAAAGCAAGGCCCUCCUUAAAUUCAUAUCAAGUAAAAUGCUUAUUUUAGAGCCACAAAAAUCUAAUUAUUUAACUUGUUAGGUAAUUAUACACUUUUUAGGUUGUAUAUCUAAUUUCUGCCUAUAAACUAAAAGUUACAUGCUGGACCUUAAAAGAGAAAACGAGUGAAAAUCUAUAUUUAUGUUAUCAUUAUUUAUUCAUUAUAUAUCUUUGAAAGACCAAAACUACCAAUAUCAUGUGUGAAUUCAAAGACUGGCAUCAGUUAUUCCUCCACUGUCAUAAAAAAAAAAACACAACAGCACAAAAGUGAGCGACACUGUUACCUUUAAUCCUGCUAUAAAUUAUCACCGCAACCACCAAACGUGUAUGAAGAUCGAAUAUGAAAUGGGAACCAUUCGCUUCUUUACAUUUGCCUAAAGAAAAGAAAAUCAUUCAGCCUUCGAACAACAAAAAGCUCUACACGUGGUAUAAAUGUGAAAGGGAAAGUAUUUGGAGGAUGAGUUGUUUGAUUUUGGCCUGUACAAGAUACUGACACAGGUGUUCAUGUAUUCAUUAAUUCAUUCAUUCGUGGCUUCUAAAUAAUCGUCAAUGUGAUUUAUUAAAAAGCUCAUGCCAAUAAAUUAAAGUAAUCUGAAGUAAAGAGUUCUCACAUGCAUACAUCAUUUUUUUUUAUUCAUUAUUAUUUAAGGAACAACCUGUAACAUGAGUGUUGGUUACUGUGUUUUAUGUAAAUUGUAGGUAGGUGUACAG